GACUAGUAUGAACCGCAUGCAGACUGGAUCCUCUCGGAUGAGACCACGAAGUUGGAAAGUACGAAAGUAAAGACAAGUCACGUGACCAAUGGACAAAAUCCAAUAUGGCGGAUGUUUACACAGAGUCUAAAGGAGAUCCACCAGAAGACAACACAGUAGAAGAAGAAAGUGGAGAGAAAAAACAUACAGAACAGUCAUCUUUGGUGGACGACUCUACAAAAGCCUGGUCAACAACCCCUCAGAAUCCAUUUGCACCACGUCCUACUCUGAAGACAGAUAUUGUUUCUACUGCCUCACAUCACCACCACUUCGCACCGUCAGGUACAGAUGAAAGCUCCACCAAAACAGUCCAUUUAGCUCCCAGUAAAUUUAGUGCUAACCAAUCAGGUGCGGUUUCAGGAGACCCUGAUUCUGACGAAGACAGGGCUCAAAAGUCUUCCAUACUGUUACCAUCCAGACUAGGUAUACUUAAUAAAGCCGACACUAUGCCUAGUCCCUCAAAGUGUCUAUUGCGACCCUCCCCGCUUGCUGUCCAAGUCCAGAGUAUGAAACAGAAGGACGAAAAGGACACAGAACAGAAGGAGAAAGAGAACCAGGAGACCUUGGACGGAGAGGAUAACCACAACAAUGGGUGUGGCGAUCAGCCAGCCAACACACCAGGUCUACCUGGUUAUACUGUAGAAAAUUAUUUUGCGGCUGCCCUGUCUGGGAAUGAAAAACUACCAGAUUCUACAACAGAUGUUGUCAGUGUUGCCGCCACAGAGUUUAUAUUUGGUCAAAACCUCACAGAUCGUGUAACAGGUAUACAAACGUCGCCUAGUAGUAAAACUUCCCCUACAUCAGAUGGUGGAUUUGUUUUUGGUACAAAUCUAGCAGAUCGUGUAGUGAAAACAGAAGGUGCAGAUAAGAAAAGUGACAAAAACCAGUUAGACUCUGAUGAAGAAUCGGAAUUAUCAAAAUCUACAGGUUUAGAGAAAGCUAGAACAUUGGAAGAAUCUGCACGAGAAUUCCAAGCCAAGCAUGAACGACGGCCUGAAUACAAGGAGGUGGAGGUGAAAACUGGGGAGGAGGAUGAAUCUAAUGUAUUACAGUCUACUGGUAAAUUGUUUGUAUUUGAUGGCCAAAAUCAAAGUUGGAUAGAGCGAGGAAGAGGCUUGCUGCGAAUUAAUGAUCAGAGUUCCCCAGUCUCAUCAGAGUUCCAGUCACGGCUUGUGAUGAGGACACAAGGUAGUCUUAGAGUAAUACUCAACACUAAGAUCUGGCCUGCUAUGACGAUCGAGAGGGCUAGUCAGAAAAGUCUCCGGAUCACUGCCACUGAUGGGGAGGAUGGGGUCCGAGUGUUCCUUAUCAUCACAAGUCCCAAGGACUGUGAGAACAUCCUGCGAGCUGUAGACUGGCGGAUACAACAGCUCAGAAUGCGAGAAGAACCGGUGAAAGAAAGCAAGUCAACAGAGAAACGUAAAGCUGACUCGGACUCUACCACAGAUGAAUCAAGCUGCAAAAAAGCGAGGUCUUCAGAUGAGUCAUCAGCAACACCCUGUAAUACAAAGAGAGAGGAGUCUGAUAGCAGUGUGCUAGACCCAGAAACAGAUGUGUCAUCAGAAAGUUGUACAUCGUCAUCCUUAACAGUCAGAUCCGAGUCAGACUGAGAAACAAAUGAACUGAACAUUUUAGAUAUUCAUCAAUGCAGAGCAGGGCAAGUCCCCAAGUCAUUUGUGGAAUGAAAAAGAUUGUGAAUUGAGACGGUGAUGAAGGGAUUGCAGACAGGCACUUGUCUACAAGAGUUUGGCAACAAUUCUGUCUUUCAUACAAAUGUGUUUUUGAUCAUAUUAGAUACUAUGUUGCCACAAGUCUAUGUAACAGUUAAUACUCCAAAACUGUCUUCAUACUUAAUUGAAUAUGGGUAUGAUCUGAAAGCUAUAGUUGGCUGCUGUGAAUUCUGAAUUGAUAGGUUAGUGAAUUAUGGAAUGACUGAAACUGAAAAAAGUAAACAAUAUUUACUUUUAAAAUCUUCCAGUAAAAUUGAAAUAGACUGUUUUCGAACUGAAAUACUACUUUACCAUAAAUAUUUUCAUGAAAAUUCAAAUAUGAUUUAAAGUAUUAUUUUUUCCUAAAUAAUAGGAAUUGCUAGCAUUUGUUUGUGGAUAACUGCCACAUAGCUGUACUUGGGAAAAUCUCUGUGAUUUUUUUUUUGUUUUUUUGUGAAGAGCCUGUUAAAGACUCUUUCCAGUAGGGAACUAAGUUCUACACUCUCCACUUCAUCUGGUCAUUUUGAAUGAUCAAUAGUUUACUAUCUAUCCUUGUCUUUACACACUACCAGUAUGUAUGUAGUGUUGGUAAAAUACAUGUUAUUUUUGGUGUAUGAAACUACUUUUUCAUAAUAAUUGAAAAUGCUGGUGUAUUUUUCUCAUAAAGUAUACAAAAAGUUUGUCAAAUAUCCACUCAUUAUGAACAAUUUCCCCAUUGCAAUUAUAUUGACAGUUGAUUGCUCUACAGUAUGGGUAUACCUAUAGUAUACAGUAAAUCACUUACGUUUUGUAACACAGAUCAUGUAUACAAACAUCUCACCAAUGAGUAUUUAAGUUAACAGCAGAUGUAGCUGUCGUCUAGCCAUUUUUUUAUUCAAAUCCACAAAUAAAUCAAUGAAGAAUGAUAUUAAAAGUAAGUAUUUACAAUUAAGAAAUGAUAUUCAGUACAUGGGUGUGUAAUACUAAUUUUAUCAUUAGAUAUUGAGUUAAUUUGCAUUCUGCCAGAAUGUCAGUAAUUGUAUCAAAACCCAUUACUAGUAAAUAUUGACAGUGUCAUUCAAGAAGAAUAAUGUUGACUAACUCUCUGUCUUAGUAUCAUAUCUAAAAAAAAAUGGACAGAGGCCAGUUGUUAAAACAGUAGGGACAAAGGCCAGUUGAUAAAACAAUGGGGAUGGAGGCAAGUUGUAUUGUGCUGACAACAGCCUCUGUAGGAUACUGAAAUAUUAUAGAUGUAUACUGUGUUAAAAUGUUAUAACAAGUGGUGUUUCAUCGCCAGAGUUAAUUGUUGGAAAGCCUUGCAACAACUUCCAUUGAUUAGUUUGAGGACACGGGUCAUUGAAUUUGUUAGUUAUCAAUAUAAAAAUGCAGUAAAAUCCAGCACUCACCACUCCUUCUGCAGUGUAGGUUGAAGUUUUUGCAUCAUCAAUCUUGUUAGUGCUGCACUAUUGAAUGCAUGUAGCAGAUGCUGAUUUUGAUCUUUAUUUCACAUUUAUUAAGUUGCUUAUUAGUAAAAUGUCGGGUUAAAAAGUUUUCUGUUGUUCAUACCUUUGUCACUAUAAGUGCUAAAUGGAAUAUAUCUUAUCAACAGUGCUGCUAUGGUUGCUCUACUAAAUCUGUAUGCAAGUCAUAAUUUGUCCGCUUGCUUUAUACACUGGGUUUCAAUUAUGAAAUAUCCUCAGUAGGUAUAUUAUAGGUAGAUAUAUAGAAUGGUCUUACCCUAACUCCUUCACACUGACAGACAACAUAUAAAAAGUGUCUAGGGAGAGAUGUGUUGUAUCACAGUAUGUAUACAGCAGUAUAAAAUACAAAGCUCUGUUCCAUUCAUUAUUGUGAAAUGUCCUAAGUUGUAACUCCCCUAAAUUGUCCACUGAUUAGAGAAUUAGGAUGACAGCUUCUUUUCUCUCUCUCUCUCAAAAAAAAAAAAAUUCAUCUGCAAAUAUUUUGAAUCUCUUCUUAACUCAACCCCAUGGAACUUUUGGUGGUCCAGGAAGUGUUCCAAUGAAAAGAGUUUGUUUAUGGUUAGACAGAUUAAGAUAUUAAUCGUUGGAUGCAAGUUUAAAAUCCUCAAAAUUCUAACGAUUGGGUUUACGUAGCACAUCUGCACAAUGAGAUAUUGGUGGUAAUUAAGAGCAUAGCCCUUGGAUCUUGAAAGUUGCUUGAAAUAGCUGUUGACACUACCAUCAAAUCUACAUAAAUAAACAUAACAAAUAGGAUUAUUUUAUACACAUUAAACCUAUGUAAUUCUGUGUUGUUUUAUUGCUUUUGAAAUAAAGAAAUGUAUGAGAAACAUUUUCUUAUGUUGCCAGUCAGUUUGCAAUAGGUAUAUAAACAUGAAAUUGACUUAUUCAGCUAUCCUCUACUUCUUAUUCGGCUAUCCUCGAUUUCUUAUUCGGCUAUCCUCGACUUAUUCAGCUAUCCUCGAUUUCUUAUUCGGCUAUUUUCGAUUUCUUAUUCGGCUAUCCUCUACUUAUUCGGCUAUCCUCGACUUAUUCAGCUAUCCUCAACUUUGUGUUUAGAAAACUAGAUUCAGCAUGCAUGGUUAUAUAUAGUCAUACUAAUACCUCAGUUAUUGUUUGAUUAAUUAAUGACUCAUUUUCUGUAUUGUUAUUGAGUGAUUCAUGAUAUGGCUUAAAUUCACGAAAAUUAAGGUUAUACGAUAUGCAUAUAUGUGUUUUAAGUUGCAAUAAUAUACAUUUUCCAAUGGGUAUAUAUUACAUGGUUUUGUAUUACCAUUCAUUCAGUAUUAGCUGCUACUUUUACAUUUUCAUGGUAUCUAUUGUUAAUAUAUUAAUUGUAUUAAGAUGGUGUCCUGGAAUUGGUUAGGACGGAAUGUAGAGUGUGAACAAAUGAACAACUUAUCAGCAUUCAAGUAAUUUUGAUCAGUAAAAUCAAAUACAAUUCUAGAACUUUGGAAGUUCAUCUGCUUACAAGUUACAAGGUUUCUAAAGUGAGUUCUGAAGGCUAACAGUUAUUUUAUAAGGAGCUCUGAAUGAAAGUGGCCUUGGAAUUAAAGGUGUGUUACCAGCCAGUUGAUGGAAAAGAAAACAGUAUGGGCCGGCCGGGAGAGUUAACAGCUGUUGUUACAGGGAGUAUAGUUGAGUUUAAAAUGGAUAUUCAAACCCUGCCUACACUACGCUCCAGCAAUAACCAUCUCUCAGAAAUUGUCCAUGUGUUGUCCAGAGCUACGUAUUACAGCGAAGUUGAGUUUAGUUCGGUACAUCUCCGAUUUUGUUGAACUAGUGUUCAGUUCAGAUACAAGGUCAUUCAGAUAUGUGACUUAACCGUGCACAAUAGGUUUAGUUUGAUGACCGGUAUACACCCAGGUCAGACAUAGAGUUAAUAUGGUGGAACAAACCUACUACAUAUUACUACACACAUCACUAAUGUCACCAAUUUAUCCUAUACCAAAUUAGGCAAAUUACAGUGUAUUUACUCUCUAACAUCACCCAAUUAAUAUCAACAAUCAGUUUCCUUAUAACCGCCAUCGAUCAGAUAAUAUUACUUUUGUAGAUGUCUUGUAAUGUUAAUUUCUGUAUUCUGACUACUUCUUAAGGAAUUUACAGAAACUUAUUUCAGUGUCCAUAAUCAUUGUACAUGUAAUGUGUUACUGUCAAAUCACUUAGAAGCUUGUUACUCAUCUGAUAAAACCCAUUGAUGUCAAAGUUUCCACUGACGUGAGAUUUGGUUGCAUUAUGUCAUGGUAAAUGUGGCUACAUAUUCUAAUACUUGUUGACCAUGAGGAAGUGUUUAUGUCAUACAAACAAAAGAAUACUGCAUGUUUCACUUGUUGUUCAGUACUUCCUGUCUUUUUAUAUAGUAGUAUAAACAGAAGAUACUAGAAAUUGAAAAAUAAUGAGUCUGAUAUGUGGUUUUCUGAUGCAUUUACUAAAAAUAAUAUUAAAAUUGAAACAAAGUGAUAAGCAAUAAAAGAACAUAAGUUUUUGAAAAUUUGUUUCUAUUACAUACACUGUCCAUUUUCACUUAUUAUGGUACAAAUGGUUUCACCACUAGGACAGUUUGUGAAAUUAGGACAGACAUGGUGAUUUCAUGUUGUUUUCAGACCAACCUUGACAAAGACAUUAAAGGCCUGUACUGCAGGUCUGUCAGGAUUUUUACCUGAAAUAUUGCAUUUAAAAACUGAAAUGAGCUUGUCCCCAUAUACAAACCGGUCCCUAAAGGACACUAGUAAUGGAUUAGAUCCGUCCUUCCUUUCUCUUCUGAUUAAUAUAAUAAUGCUUAUAAAACAUAAAGGAUGUGUUAUGACUCAAAGUCUGUGUUGUAUACAAACAUUAAAAGAAUUACCUACUCAAAAGAUAUGAAAAAAAAUUAAUCCUAUGUGAAGUAUAACUUUUGAACAGAGUCCAUGAUAAAUAUUCCUGAAUCUUUUUUAUGCAUACGGUUUUAUUAAAGAUCAAAAUAAUGGAAUAGGAACAUCAAUAGAACUGCCACACAACUCCCUACUAUAAGUAGCACUACCUACUGGAGAUAUGCAUCACUCCACUAGUAACGACAGUGUACAUACAUUACCUAGUCAGGGGCAUACUUCAAACUCCUUCACCAACAACUACUGUACUUUGUAUUCUUGGGUCUUUUGAGAUGAUUGAAAAUCUGGUUUUAUAUCCCACUACACAGUUACUGGCCUUUGUUUAAUAUGUAGGGCAAAUAUUGUAUACAAUUUCAUUUAUAAUAGGCAUAUUUUGUAUGUUCGAAUGGAUUGCGAAAAUGUGUCACAUGCCCUUCUGUUUACAUUGCACUUUGUUAAUUUUCAUACCAUUUUUGUUUUGUUUUUUGUUUUGUCUGGGAAAUAUAGACUUGCACCUCUGUCUUGUUAACUUAAUUAGGGUAUUUAAUUUGUACAGUUUUGUGCCAGUAUUCAUUUCUAAAAAUUAAAUGCAUUUGAUUGAUAUUCCCCGAUAUUUGAUUUGAUUUGAAUCAAGAUACUGGUUCUUUUAAGCCAUAAAUUAGAUAUCCUCUUAAAAAGUACCUGUAUAAUACCUAUGUUAUACCAUUGCAAACAAUGUAUGCCCCAGGCCAUAUUGUAUUUGUGCAUAGCUUAUACAUGAUCCAGGGAGUACCGUUUAUAAUGAUAAAUUGCUUAGAUAAUUUAAAAGUAAAGAAUAGUACCAAGAAAAUUACAAUGAUUUGAUGGAUGCAAUAAUAUCUGCAAGGUUAUUAAAGAGAUACCAAUAUAACAAAAUAUAUCAUGAUUAUGGCCAUACCAUCAACAUGAGAAGAACGAUUAUCACCAUUGUCUCAUAAACAACGGGGUUGACAUCAAUGUCGUAUGUUGUUAUUGAGUUAUAAGGUGGGAAUUUACAUCAAUUUAAGUUUAUUCAUUUUAACUUAUUGAUUUUUUUUUCAAUUGUGCAUAAUAUCUAGUUUCUGUUUAAAAUUGAAAGUUUAAUCACAACAGUCUUUAUUGAAAUACUAAACAAUAGUUUUCUUGGGCAGGUACUUGUGACCUAAAAUAUAGUCGGUUUAAUUACUUAGUAAGAUCUUCGAUGUCUGUUAGAUUAACAAUUUAGUUCUAGGCAAUUCAACUGUAGAGUUGGACCAUUGUUGAGUCGGUACAGACUACCGUAAUAGUCCACUGUAUACGUAAUUUUGAUGAAAUUAAGAGAUAAAGAGAGAAUAAGAAGUUUGUUGAAUAUCCAUCCAAUAGCCUUUCGCAAGGAGAUGCUAGAUGGUGCCACGUAACUGGUAGUAGAGUGGAGAAGUAUAGAUCCCGGCUGUGGUGAUACACACACGGAUGUUUCCUCAAGGAAUAAGAAAGAGCUUAAAAAGUGUAUGCCGUUUGUACUAUGUACAUCUUGGCCAUAAUUAUUGUAUAAAGUAAUUUCUGUAUUUUCUGAAAUUUGGCCAUUAAAACAAUGAAAUAUCAA
Messenger RNA from Pecten maximus, 7630 nucleotides. RefSeq names its product ran-binding protein 3-like. The record is from RefSeq and is a predicted model, not a curated record. Gene Ontology annotation, cellular component: cytoplasm; nuclear pore. Gene Ontology annotation, molecular function: GTPase activator activity. The transcript is spliced from 16 exons. The coding region runs from base 105 to 1649 and encodes 514 amino acids. Lineage: Eukaryota; Metazoa; Mollusca; Bivalvia; Pectinida; Pectinidae. Gene Ontology annotation, biological process: protein export from nucleus.